UUUUAAUUUCAUUAUCAAGUUAUGUAGCUGCAGUAUAUGAAUGGCGUGAUCACAUAAAAACCAACAAAGACUUCUUACACAAUCACUUGGAUGUUUUUAAAUUUAUGACACAAAUGCACCAACAUUUUUUUAAAAGUGAUGAUUUAAUAAAAAAUAAACAAUCUAUAGAAGCGUUAAAAGAUAUCGACGACCACAAAGAUCUUAGUGGUGAUCAUAUAUUGUGGGCACACCGAGCAUUGAGGAGACUACAAUUAUUUUAUGCGAUUCCUGCAUCAGACAUGUCGGCAGGUAGAAUUAAUGAAAAAGUUAUAGGCGAUCGAAUGGAUGCAUGUGAAUGUUACGUCAUGGCGAAGUACUGUUUAGAGGGAAACGAUCCGUAUGGCGUCCUAGAUUGGGCUUUUGAAGCGUAUCAAAAAUGGGAAAGUCACGGUCGACCAGAAUGUGUAGAUCCCGACAUUUUAAAUUACUACAUAGUAUCAUCAUCAGUAUAUACAGGAUUUGACUUAACGAGUUUAUUAAACCUAAGUGGAUCAAAUUAUCAAGAAUAUACUGAAAAAUUUGUGUUUUACUAUCCCCUUAUGAAAAAUGAAUUGUUUGAGCUGGAAAAGGAGAGUGCAGUGGAUAUAAUGGAAGUAUAUAAUUAUUUUGAUGGUAGUGAAGAUAUAAAUGAAUUUAGAAAUUUAUGUAAACAUGGGGUAUCUUUACGAACAUUAACAAAAUACUCAAAAUGUAGAUACCAAACGAACAAUUUAUUUUACCGAAUAUUGAUGCCCUUUAAAGAAGAAGACAUUAAUAGCGAGCCACUCAUUAAAAUAUAUCAUGAUGUAUUAUAUGAUGACGAGAUCUUGAAAAUUAAAACGAUGAGCUUAGCUAACAUGAGUGAUGCAAAAUUAAAAACAGGCAACGAUUUCAUAUUACGAGAACGUAGUCGUUCAGGUCAAGUCUACUGGAUGAAUAAAGUAGAUGCUAUUGAAUAUUUUGAUGCACUAAAUACUCGUAUUGAAUCUUUUACCGGAUUUUCUACAAAGACAGCUGAGCGAUAUCAAAUAGUUAAUUAUGGUUUAGGUGGACAUUAUUUUCCGCAUCAUGAUCCGUAUAAAAAAGGAAAUGAACAUGUGAAGUUUGGUAACAGAUUAGUAACCGUAUUAUUUUAUUUGACUGAUGUUCAAAACGAUGGUUAUACGUCAUUUCCUAUGCUAAAUAUUAUUGCUCCGGCUGAAAAAGGAUCUGCGUUGGUUUGGAAUAAUUUGCAUAUGUCUGAUGGACAAUUAUGCUAUGAAUCUCUUCAUGGAGCAUGUCCUUUAUUGAAAGGAAAUAAAUGGAUUAUGACUAGAUGGCUGUACGAAGAAGGACAACAUUUGCCUUAUAAUUGGAAAAAUAAAUGAAAACGUGAACAAAUAUUAUAUUAUACGAUGAAAUGACAAUUUUUUAUAUAUAUAGUAAUAAAUGUCUCAUAAAUUAUCUAUUUUUACUCUAUUUUUGUAAUCUUCCACUAUUACUCUGCUCACAUAUUAAUUAAAUAUAGUUACAAUUACAUUUUCCACCAGUUAAAUAAAGCGUACAUCGUGUUCAAAUAGUUUAUCAAUGGUUUAUCCAAUUACACCUAAUAAACAUAUUAGAGUUACCUUUACACUUGUGGCUUGUUACAUAAUAUAUAUUAUUUAGUACCUACAAAUAGAUACCUACAUCAUUUUUAUUAUAUUAUUUUUUAUACGAAUUGAACUUUGUGCACAUCAAAGGUUGUUAAUUUAUUGUUAUAAGCUAAGGUGGGCAAGUUAAUGAAGCGAGAUCAAUAAGUUAAAAGUUAAUAGUGAAUGAAAUAUUAACUUAAUUCAGUUUAAAAAAAGUUAAUCUACUUUUUUAAACUAGUAUGUGGAUCACAUAAAGAAUGACUGAGUUAAUUCUGAUUUCCUAAAUUAGAAUAACAAUUUCUAUUGGAUUUUGAAUGUAACGUGCAGUGUAUGUACCUAUUUUAUUUGGAUGAUCUGCUUGGAACUCUAAAGUUCUCCUCUGCAAAAAGAUCGGGUGCAUAUAUGGAACUGUUAACCAGUUUAUUGAGAAAGUUUAUGUUGGCUAAGACUCAUCUGCCAGAAAUACUACCUACUGAGCUGUAAGUGGAGCAAGACAGGGGAAUAUUCGUGAGGUUGAUAAUCAAUCUUAAGACAAAAGGAGGCAAAAUUAAGGAAAUUAGGCUGAACUCACCCAAGUAGGGAAGAGCCAGAGGAGGUAUACGGUUCCCAAAGAAUGAAGCCAUAUUCAAUUAUCGGUCUUACAAGCACACAAUAUAAACUUUUGAGAGAGCAGGUUAGUUUAAAAUUCGAAGAGAAGCGUUUAAUAAGACCUAGUGUUCUUAUGGAUUUACAUGUGACGUGAUCGAUGUGGGAGUGAUACUUAGUCUAAAUCAGAAGUAGAUUACGCAUAAUAAUUUAUGUUAAAUACACAGUGGCGUAGCAAGGGUAUGGCGAACUGUGCCUACGCCAGGGGCGCAAAUCGUGAAGGAGCGCAAAAUUGUGCUUUAAAAAUAAAACUUAUUUUUAUUCUACCUUCAAAAUGAAAUUUCUUCAUAACACAUUUCGAAAUGAUUUUGUUUAUCUGCACAAAUUACGUAAUGAUGAAUUGUGUUCCAUUAACUGUAGUCAUGAUCCUGCGAAAUUUUCCAAAAUAACACCAAAGUUAAUAUAAAAGGGCUAUUUUAAUUGAACAUGUUCCUCCAAUCACUUUUAAUCAAAACUACUAUACACAUGAUGAGAAUAAUCGUAUCUUAGUAAUAAAUGGUUUUUCAGAAAACUUACUAAUGGUGAACAGGUUCGAAGGCAAUAGUUAAUAUUAUAUAGUAUUUCAAAAAAUAAACUUUUUUGUUUUCCAUGCAUUUUUUUUGUACCGCAAAUUGUGCUUUUAUUUCUGGUCUUGGCGAUUGGAAACUUUAAAACCCUCGUUUGCCUGAUCAUCAAAUUAACUUACUUCAUAAACAAAACUGUAUAAAAUGGAAAAAAUUAGAAAAAAGGGUACUUGAUGCUAAAACUAUUGACUGUGAGGUAUAAAAAUGUUCAAAAAUGAAAAAGAAAAAUGGCGCAACAUUUUAAAAAUAAUCAUAGAUAUUAUGUUUUGCAGUAAAAAUAAUCUUGAAAAUAAUCAGAAAUAACUCAGUUGAUGAUUGUAUAAUGUUGUAAUAAUUAUAUACAUAAAAAUAUAAAUGUUAAAAAAAUAUCAUUUCGUCAAUUUUUUUAUCUUUAAAAAGGCGCAUUUCCAAGUUUGCCAGAGGCGUUCAUGAGUCUUCCUACGCCACUGUAAAUACAUGAGAUAAAUGUUUAUUUGAAUGAUAAAGUAUGUAGGUAUAUUAUAAUAGUGUUUAGAUACAAUAUUGGAUUUUUUCAAAGUAAGCCAAAGGCACAAAUUAUGUUGAUAGAAGGGGGGGGGGGCUAUGAAAUGUUUGGCAUCCCAAAAACUGAUCAGGUACAUGAUGUAUUUUUAUAUAAGUAUCAUAAUUUAGUAAUUUUUCAGAUUUUAUCAAAAUACCCUUGUCUCCCCCUACUAAAAAAAAUGUGGAGUUUACUGGUGCCUAUAUGGUAUUUUAGUACCUACUCUUACUACACGAUUCUAAUGGAUAUUGGUUUGAUAAUUAUCUCUUCUCCCACCACAAUUUUAUGUACGUACAGUAAUUGUAUUUUCAAAGCCACUGUAUUAUUUAUACAAAAUACAAAAUACCUACAUACCUAACUGAAUAAACAAUCAUUAUUAUUACUCUCGUAUGUUCAGGAUAUUUAUUGUUUCGUUAUAAUAAUAAGUCUGUACCU
Acyrthosiphon pisum (pea aphid) is the source of this 3794-nucleotide messenger RNA. Its product is annotated as prolyl 4-hydroxylase subunit alpha-2-like. The record is from RefSeq and is a predicted model, not a curated record. Gene Ontology annotation, molecular function: procollagen-proline 4-dioxygenase activity; protein binding; iron ion binding. Gene Ontology annotation, biological process: peptidyl-proline hydroxylation to 4-hydroxy-L-proline. Bases 105 to 1385 code for a protein of 426 amino acids. The transcript is spliced from 9 exons. NCBI's taxonomy places the organism in Eukaryota, Metazoa, Arthropoda, Insecta, Hemiptera, Aphididae. Gene Ontology annotation, cellular component: endoplasmic reticulum.